Fusarium pseudograminearum CS3096 is the source of this 1422-nucleotide messenger RNA. RefSeq lists its product as uncharacterized. Bases 1 to 1422 code for a protein of 473 amino acids. The transcript has 3 exons. NCBI's taxonomy places the organism in Eukaryota, Fungi, Ascomycota, Sordariomycetes, Hypocreales, Nectriaceae. The record is from RefSeq and is a predicted model, not a curated record. Gene Ontology annotation, molecular function: DNA binding; zinc ion binding. Gene Ontology annotation, biological process: DNA-templated transcription.
AUGACACCCCCAACGUCAAACCAACUGGAACUCGCACCUCUAUCAGAAGUCCUCCCUCUGGUAGACAAUUACUUCCGGAACUACAAUUCAAUUAUCCCACUCUUCGAAGAGACAGUUUUUAUGCGUAUCCUCCUGGACUUCUUUGCUCAGACAACGAAACGGUCUAUCGUCUCAUGGGCUGCGAUAAAUGUUGUCCUGGCUAUCAACUAUCGCGUCCUUGAAGGUCGAAGUUCCAAUGAUGCAGCACUUAACAGGUGCCUUCAGAAUGUCCGAUCUGUCAUGUCCGAGUUGAUGGUCCAGGGGAAAGAUCUGAUGGGGUUGCAGGUGCUUCUCGGCGUCGUGAUACUGUUUCUUGGUUCUUCAGACUUUCAACUCGCUAUCGUCUUGACCGGUAGUGUAGUGAAGCUUGCCCAAAGUCUCCGCCUGAAUUCAAAAGAGGCUCUAGAAGGAUUGACAAAUGCCGAGAAAGAUCAUAGAACACAUCUAUUCUGGUUAUCAUAUAUAUAUGAUAGGCAAAUCUCACAGCGAUCUCAAUGUCCAUAUUCACAUCUUGAUCCCGAUACAGAUAUGGACCUCCCAGAAUCCUACCUUGAGAACAACCUCGGAGUCAUGACAUCUUCUACCGACAGCGUCCGGUUCAACUACCUCCGUGCCAAAGCACAGUUCGCUUAUAUUCAAGGCAAAGUCUAUGAUCUGCUAUACAGCCAGAAAUCCACAACUCUUACACAAGAUCAGAAGUACAACAUGAUACUCCGUAUAGAAGAAAUGUUAGCGGAAUGGGUCCAAGAAAUCCCUGUAGAACUGCACACCGCAGAGGGCAUUCGUGAGAGGCUUUCCCCAGCAGCGACAGAUUUGAUGAUGAAUCUUUGGUUUCAUCAUGCUGAGUGUCGGAUCAAGAUACACUCGAUAUUCACGUUUGAGGACGCAUGGGUCAACAGAGUGAGACUGUAUCUAUCUCCGGCGGUUAUCGACAUGAGUAAUGAUAUUGAUGCGGAGGUGAGAAGAGGCGACAUUCCCCCCUUGCCGUCUGGAUGGGAUGAAUGCGUUGGGUAUGGCCGAGUGUGUUUGGAGUUGCUUUUGAAGAAAAGACCAACUGAAUACAUCCUGUGGCUCCACAACUGUGGCUCGUUUUCAUGUCUGAUUCUCCUCAUCGUCAACCUGAUCGAACAUCCAGACCAUGCCUUCACCACAAAUGAUCGUCAGCUUCUCGACAACUGCUUCAUGGUGUUUCAAGAGAUGAGUCGUCAUUUGCCGAAUGAACCGUACGGUGCUAUGCUUGCCAUGGCCCGCGAGCUGGAUGGCAAGGCAAUUGAGCAGGUCAAUCGCAAGAGAAUAUUCAAGGAGGGGCUUUGUCAAGUUGAUGACUUUAUGAUGAGCCCUUCCACUGCGUGGGAAAUUUUGGACAACGUCGACUUUCAAUAA